GUGUCACGGGGCUGUCAGUUACGUGUCAAGAAACCGGUGUGUGAGGACAUGAGCCAUGUGUGAGAAAUCUUAGAGAAACCUUACGAAAUGUAACCUGUCCAGACCCGAAGAUGAGAGUCCUGGAGCGGACAGGCUGGGUCUGCUACUUGUUGGCUGAACUGCUGCUGACAUUCGCUGCGGCAAACAACCACAGUGGGGAGACAGAGACCUACCAUGUGAGUGCAGGACGCCUCCUCUUGCUGAGGUGUCACCUUGCAGACGCUCACACCAAUGUGACCUGGAGCAGAGCAGGGAGGCAGAAUGUGAGCCUGCCCAGUGGAGUGGAGGUCCGGGCUGGGUUACUGUGGUUUCUACCUGUGCAAACUUCUCAUGCUGGAACCUACACCUGUGAGAAAAGGUCCAAAACUGGACCAUUGACGAUGAACUUUGGGUUGUCGGUGUCGUCCGGAGAGUGUCCUGAUCCAUCUGAAAACAUUUCCAUCUCCCGAGGAGUCAGUACAGUUCUUCCCUGCAAACAGAGAGAGAUCUUCCGACUGAAUAACAGUAGGAGCAUACGAUGGAUGAAGGACUGCCGCCUAAUUGAGCCCAUGUCUUUGGAUGAGGAUGGCUACAUGCGGCUGGAUCCAGCCUCAGAGGAGGAUGCUGGGAAUUACACCUGCCUGGUCGAUGUUAGCUUGGAUGGAAGGACCUACACAGCUGCACGUAGCAUCCAGCUGACCAUUAAAAAUGAUAUUAAAGGUACAAUAAUUACAGACCCGGAGGUGCUGUUCCCCAAAGGGCAAGUGGUCCUGGUUGAAGUGGGUAUGAGAGCAGAGCUGAAGUGUUUAGCCUACGUAGGUUUCAGUGAGGACCAUAUCACCCUCAUGUACUGGACUAUUGGUGGGGCAUUCACUGAGGAGCAUGAGGGACUCAAGGAGUCCUGGAAAUAUACUCAUGAUAGGGGGAAGGUGUACGGUCUGUGCACUCUAUCCAUCUCUAAGGUUACUCGUCUGUUCCUCGAUGUCCCCAUUCAUUGCAAUAUAAUGACCCCAAUAGGAAAGAAAGUCGGAUUGAUGCUGCUUCAAGAAGCCGACCACAGUGCCUUCUACACCAGUGUUGCUCUCUGCCUCACUGGCAUCGUAGCCUCUCUGGCCCUGGCUGCUGGCUCCCUCGUCUUCAAAAUAGAUGUGGUGUUGGCUUACAGGAAACUGUUGAGAUAUUUUUCCAAACAAGCUCCAGAUGGGAAACUCUACGAUGGUUAUGUGAGCUUCCUCCAUCCAGACACCCUGAGCUCAUCUGAGACAGCCAACUUUGCCCUGCAUAUCCUACCUGAGGAGCUGGAGAAGAAACAUGGCUACUCCCUGUAUAUCAGAGGACGAGACGACUGCCCCGGAGAAGCCUUGCAUGAUGUCAUAGCUGCUACUCUAAAGCAGUGCCGCAGACUGAUCGUCAUACUGUCUCCUGAGACAAAAUCUCCCACUGAAGUCGAAACAGAGGAAAUGUCACCAUUAUGCAACGACCAAAACCAGCUGUGCUACGAACAGACAAUAGGCAUUUACGACGCUUUGACGCAGAACGACACCCGAGUCAUCCUGGUGGAAAUCGGUGGCCCAGUGGAUUUCAACCGCCUGCCAGAGUCUCUUCACUACAUCAAGAGGAAACAAGGAGCUCUGAAGUGGGAGAAAUCCUCACCUGGAACCCACAGUCUCAGCAAGUUGCACUCAAACAGAAAGUUCUGGAAGAAUCUGAGGUACCACAUGCCCUCAGUGCCCGUAGGAAAACACCAGACAAUUAUCUAACCCAAGUGAAAAACUUCAUCCAGCCUCCAUCAUAGAUGUGAGCUUUGUUCCAUCGUGAGCUUUAGGGCUGUUUCCUGUAGAUAAGUUUGUGUCUGACAUGUGGAAAGCAGACUGCAUCCUGAAACGUACUGUACACUUUACUCUUACUGUUUUUCGCUUCAGGACAUAAUGGCUUAACACGAGGGCUCUCAGUAUCAUUUACUGGAAUGCAAGCCUAUUUAUGCAUUAGUAUAUUUUUAUAAUUAAGAUAUUCUGGUUCGGUUAUUGCAGAUAGCUUUUUUGAUUUUAGUAUUUUCCUUUGUCUUUACUUCUCUGACGUCCAAUGAAAGUAACAAAAUGGUUCGAAGAAAGAGAGAAAACUUUUCAAGAUAAUCUUAACUCGGUUUUCAGUAGUUAGAUAACAACUGAAUAAACUGGUUAGAUAAUCAGAAUAAAAUGAGUGUCAGCAUUAGCAAUGUUCUUCAACACAUUCUCAGCUGCCUUCUUCACCUUUUACUACGACAGAAAACACGUGUUGUGCAUAUCUAACCUGUGAUUACAGAUUUAACCUCCCAACUGUGUGACAUCAUGUUCUCUUGUUGCGUAUGUCAGUUAUCAUAAAACAUAUUUUAUUUAUCAGGUUGAAUACCGCUGAGUUCAGAGUGUGUCUGAUUCGGAAGCAAAAUAACUGAUGACCUUGUAAUUGUUGACAGAUUGGGGAGAGUACCAGGGGAAUUUCCUUCAUCAUGUUAUUUUAAAGGUUGUUCAAGAUUAUCCGAGGUCACAGUUUUUCUAGAUGAGCAAUAUUUGGCUCAGUUUUAAGAGUAGGUGAAGCUGAAUACAGCCAAUGCAAUUUCUCAACUGUAGCCCAUUUGAAAGAUUCUUCAAUAAUUAUACCCCAGACUGACUGAACCAAGUUCAAUUUCAAGUUGUGAUUUCAACACUUAAAGGCAUUGCUGUUUUUCACCUGAUCAGAUUCGUAGGAAGUUGGUGAAAAUGUUCCUAGGUCCAUCCCACAAUUGUGUUGGUUCUUCCAUGGCCCAUGUUCCAUCCUUCUAGCAAGUUUAAAUGAAUUAAUUUCAAAAUAUUUCUUUUGUGUAAUCCUGCUGACAGAAAAACGGUGGAGGUUAUCAAGUAUUGCUGAGUGAUUUUGAUCGGGGAAAUCACUUCAUCUUUUUCCUACUCUGUGUCCCUGUGCAGACAUUAAGAUAUUGAGAUGCUGGAAGCCUGUCUCGUGUUGAUGUUAGCUGAUUAGAAAAUGGGUGUAGAUUUCCCAUACUUGCUGAGAGAUGUCUUGUGUCCAGCAGCAACAGGAAAAAACUACUUUGGAAAACCACUUAAGCCCAACGGCCUCAAACCACAAAUUUACCAUCUGAGUUAUAAAAGUAUGCGUAAAUGUGCACAAACAGAGGCAUCAUGGUCUCAGCUUUAAACACAAACACUGAGCACAAUUCAUAGUUUUGAAUUCAGGGUUUAAGAGUUUAAAAUUUCAACUAUAACCACACAUUCUCCUACAGGCUUUAUUUGUAAGAAACGCCAAGCAUAAGGAACCACAACCCUUCACUGACCGACUCUGUACAUCUUCAACAAGCAUUUCCUGUUCAGCCUUUCAGAGAAACAUCUUAUCUUUGUUAUUUUAUCACUUCAGAACCUCAGAUAUCCUCUGCAGGUUUCUCUGUGCAGUCAAGUUUAAAAUAUUUACAACCAGUUUGGAAGCUGGCUGCUGAAUUUAGAUUCCCACAGCUGCAAUGUUAUUAAGAGAACAAGUAUUCAGGCUGAUGACUGCAAACAAUAAGAGAGUGAUUAUUUGUGAGGUAAUGCCUUGACUGUGAGGCAAAGCCUUGGCUUUGCCUCUGGAGCUGGUAAUGAGAAACAGUUGUCUUGGCAGCUCCACAUUGAGGAGAGAAGUAUUGUUUUAAAAACUGCAAACUCAAAAUAACUCGGGAGAAACCAUUUUACUCACUGAACAAUGAGGUCUGUGUUGUUUAUGAGCGACUUAUGCAAUACAUCUUUAUGUUUUAGUAAAAGUACCCAUGUUUUAUGAAGGCCAAUCAUCCCUGAUUACUCCUGCAAUAACUGUAAUUGUUUUUUACAUCUUAUAUUCAUAUUUAUUUAUGUUCCUAACUUUACCUUUGCAAACAACUACUGCAAUUUUGCAUGCUAGUCUCUUUUUGUCAUCUUUUGUAUUAAGUCUUUUGUUAUUCGCUCUAUUUGCAAUGCCCUUUAAAUGUUGUUGUAGCACAAUACUUUCCCAAUUUGGGAUCAAUAAAGUACAUCUAUCUA
This is a messenger RNA of Hippoglossus stenolepis (Pacific halibut), 4040 nucleotides long. It is a transcript of the gene il1rl2, whose product is annotated as interleukin-1 receptor type 1. Bases 111 to 1778 code for a protein of 555 amino acids. NCBI's taxonomy places the organism in Eukaryota, Metazoa, Chordata, Actinopteri, Pleuronectiformes, Pleuronectidae. The transcript is spliced from 11 exons. The record is from RefSeq and is a predicted model, not a curated record. Gene Ontology annotation, biological process: signal transduction.